Messenger RNA from Amphibalanus amphitrite, 3501 nucleotides. RefSeq lists its product as uncharacterized. The transcript is spliced from 3 exons. Lineage: Eukaryota; Metazoa; Arthropoda; Thecostraca; Balanomorpha; Balanidae. Bases 402 to 2651 code for a protein of 749 amino acids. The record is from RefSeq and is a predicted model, not a curated record.
AGUAGGCGCCGGACCGCGGCAGGGGAGGGUGCGCGCGGCGGCUCCGCUGAGGGGCAGAGUGUGUGGUGCUCGGAGAGAGCGGGAGAGAGAGCUGCAGCUCCACCCUCAGUGCGUCAGUGAGGUUGGAGCAGUGCUAUCUCGGAGGCCGAGGGACCCUCAGGACCCACACCUGACAUGGGACUUUACCAGGACAGGACUGUCGAUAGUCGAUUCUUCUGAAGGUCCUCGGCGGUCGGCCGUGCGAAGGUAUCACUCAAUCAACGGACUUUGCUGGACAAUCUGUGCAACGUCAUCAUUCGCCACACCAUAUAAAAGACUGAAUCCAGCCCUCCUGCUCGGAUUCUGCGGUAAACGAUGAGCACCAGCCGGCCGUUCAACUGAGUUCGUCUCACUGCCGCCAGAUGCCAGCCCAGAGCAGCGCGGCCGGCGCGCCGCCGCCGCCCGUCCCACCGCGGCACGGCCCGCCGCGAGACGUGGACGGCCUGAUCCGCGAGCUGCAGCGCAUCAACCUCUCCCAGUGCAUGGACCAGCUGACGGCCGACAUCCAGCAGCUGAGCUCCAUGGAGCGUCAGCUGGGCCAGUGGCGCGGCCUAUACGUGCGCUGUCCGGGCCCCGAGCCUGACGACCUCGCCACGGAGCCCGGAGACAAGAAGAGCUCGUCGGGAUACAGCACUGAGAGCGGCUCACCGCCAGCCAGUCGAAACACCAGCGGAGAAGGUAUCGACGGCCACGGCGGCGACGGCUACGGUACGGACGGGCGGAUUGAUGGGUCGUACGGGAUGGAAGGACGACCAUUCGGUACGGAGGGACGGGCCGACGGACAGUGCGGCACGGACGGACGAAGCGAUGAACCGUAUGGGAUGGCUGGACAGUCAUACGACACGGAGGGACGAACGGAGUUCGGAUGCAGAGUGAACGGUUUGUCGGUUAACAACCACAUGACUGAUGUACUCCCGGCGAAUCGCUACACGCCUGCUCUUCAUGCUGUAAACGGGUGUAAGGUGAACAAUGGCGCAAUGAACGAUAACGGAGUGAACGGUCACCGAGAUAACAGUGACGGAACUGGCAGCUUCGGAAGGGGUCGUGCGACAGUGGGAAGUUUCAAACCGUUGGGAGGCGCAGCGGCCGGCGGAGGAGUUGGUGCGCAGAGGGGAGGGGAGAAUGUGGGAGAGACGCGAGGCUGGAGAGGAGUCCAGACAGCUGGGGAAGGCUUUGGGUUGAGGUCGGCAUCGUUUGAGCGAGAGACGCGAGCUGUGCAGCCGCCGGUAGCGGCAGUGGCACCUCUGAGAGAUAGUGGUGGCCUGGUGAGCGGGUUUAGACACAGAGACGGUCUCAGUGGACACAUCGGACUCAGUAACGGUCCCAGUGGCGGUGUUAGUACCGGCUCCAGUGGAGAUGUGUGUGGCGGUGGCGGCGGUGACCUUUCCGCUGUGAAAGACGGCUUUACCGCAGAUGUGGCGACCAGUGCUGACCAGGCGCUCGGCGGUCAGCGUGACCCCGACCCCCGGCAGAGGUCGGUCCCGCGGUGGCGACGACAGGCCGGCCCGGACUCUCCGGUCGGGCCGCGGCGAGUCGGUCUCCUCCAGAGCAGCGUGGCCCACUCGAGUCAGUCGCGGCCGGUGACGCCGCUGCUCUCCCGCGCACCAUUCUGCCCACCGGCGGCCAGCACACCGACCCUGUCACCCAAGGUGCCGCGCUCGCCAAAGACGCUGCGGUUCGCCGCCUCGCAUGAACUGAUUCCGCCCGACUCGCCGUCCCGCCGCCAGGUGUCGGGUGGAGCGCCGCCGCGGCCGGGCAUCCUACGGAGCCGGGCCAGCUCGGUGGAGCGGCCGGAGGCGCUGAGCCGGCCGGCGCCGCCCGGCUGGCGGGCCGGUUCCUCCAGCUCCAGCCCGUCGCCGGGCCGCGGGCGGCGCGCCGGCGACUCGGCGCAGGAGGCCACAGACAGCGCCGAGCGCUUCAGCCGCGUGGUGUCGGCGCUGAGCCGGCUGGAGGCGGAGCUGAGCGGCGUGCAGCGGCGGCCGCCGCCCGCGCGCGCCGCCUGUGGCACGGCCCAGUUCGUCCGCCUGCCGCCGCGCCGUCAGCUCUCCUUCACCGCGCUGCCGCCGCCGCCGCGCCACCCGCCGCUGCUCACCGGGUCGGCCACCGACUCGGACGACUCUGACUCGGAGUUCGAGUCCGACUCGCGGUGGCUGGUGGGUGCGGCCAGCGCGGCGCGGCCGCCGCCGGCGCCCCCGUCCGAGGACGACUUUGAGGUGUCCCGGGGCGCCCGGCUGCCGCCGCCGUACCCCGCUCAGCCGCCGCGGCGGCGCCGGCCCUCCCUCUCCUGGCUGCUGAGCUGCGGCAGCCGCCGCCGGCCGCCCUCGCCUCCAUCCACACUCCUGCCGGCGCCGCCCCGCGAACCGCCAGUGACCUCCGCCGGCGCCGCGUACGGCUGCAACCUCUGCAAGGCGCGCUUCGCCGAACACUUUCAGCUGGUGUCGCACGUCCACGAGCGGCAUGUGCGCGUGCAGAUGAGGCCCAAAUACAGCUGCGGACUGUGCCCGGCCAGGUUCUACGCCAGCAAGUUCCUGGCGCGGCACUGCGCCUACAAUCAUAACUCGAUGGGCGACGCGCGCACCCCUCAGUGCUUGAAAGCGGAGAGUGCCACCUGAGCUGAGACAUCUGGCGCCCAGAUGGAGAAACUGUGGUUCUGUUCUGAAUCUGAUAAGUGGCGCGGGUCACCGGGUGUUGUCUGACAGUACAAACGAUGCUUUUCGAAGGGGACCUGACAUGAAGUGAUGUGUGAAGCGAUGUGAUGACGUGUGGACGUGUGAUGAACGACAGGUUAAGUGCAUAUUUGGGACGUAAAACAUCUAACCAGUAUUAACGCACGGCUACACAGUACACAUGCUUACCACCCAGCGAAACGUGAAUAAUUCGGCUGCAUGUAACCAUGCAUAUUUAAAGUUUAUUCUAACGAGUAAUAACUCGGUAGUACUCCGACAGCCUAGUGAGCCAAUCCGGCUUAUUUUUCUUGUAAUAACGGCUGUGCUAGUCAUGGCCGACUGGCCAAUUCGCUGUGUGAAAGGCCCGUGUCGCGAUGGGUAUGUGUGGUUCGGAGGAGGACCAGUUUCCCGAGCGGGACGCAUUGUCCAUCCGCCGCUGUAUGUAUGGGGGACUUCUGAGCCCUGUUUCAUGGCUCAACGCUACAGCGCGCCACGCGUAUCGCAGUAUUGGGUUUCCAACAGCAACAAGCUCGGACAUUUUCAAAGUUGGAGCGUCCGAGUGUGUUGCUGUUUUCAUGGAAACCCAAUACCGCGAUACGCGUGGCGCGCUGUAGCGUCGUGCCGUGAAACAGGGCCCCGGUCUUGCAGUAAGGACUGGUGGCGACGCAAGUUACAGGAAUCCAUUCCAACUGAGUCAGGCUGCCCUGAAAUGUAUACCUACUCCCUCACAACUACCAAAAUGACCCAGAAUAAAUGACCAAAAUGAGGAUCAUCUAAUAUUCUUCGCCGAGCACAG